GAAGCGAGCGCUGGGUCCCGGGGAGCUGCUCGGUAGCGGGGGCACGUCGCCGUCGGAGGGAUGCAGAGCCUCGCAGGGCAGAGCGGGAGCGAAUGGUCCCACCGGCCUCCGCCCCGCGGGGAGAGGCCGCAGCUGAGGUGGAGGCGCGGCCGCCACCGUCUAUCCAAGUCAGAGUCAGACCUGAGGGAUGUAGGCCCCGACCCGGCUGGGGCCCAGCUAGCCCUGGGCGGCGCUUGGCCUGCGGAUCCCUCCAGGAAACGGGGCUCAGCACGGGACUGCCUGGUGCUGAUGGAUACCAGGAACCGCGAUCCGGAGCCGGGACGAGGCACAGGAGGGGAAAUGGAGCAGCUCCUGGGGUCAGGGCCCGGCGCCGGGACCCUAAAGGCCAGCUGGAGACAGACCACGUGGGGCCUCUGCUCACACCUCUGGUUCUGGAGACGGGUUGCUGGAAUUUUGAUUGCUGUUUCUGCGAUUGUCCUCUUGAUGUGGUUUAGCUUGCGUCUUCCCAGAUUGCCUCACCAGGAGCCAUGCCAUGAUGACUGGCUAUACUACAGAAAGAAAUGUUAUUACCUCUCAGAAGAUCAAGCAGACUGGGACUCCAGUCAGAGCUUCUGCUCUGCACAUGGGGCUUCUCUUGCUGUGAUUGAAAGCCAACAAGAAAUGAAUUUCAUAAUGAAUCGAAUGCAUACAAGAGACUCUUGGAUUGGGCUGCGCAAGAAAGGAGCCAAGUUCUACUGGGUGAAUGGAGAGACACUUAAUACGAGUCUAUUUCCUGUACACCUAUCAGGUCAUGAAGAAUGUGCCCACACAGAUUCAAUCUCCAUUUCUACAUCAGAGUGCAGGUUACUCAGGAAUUGGCUCUGCAGUGUGGGUCUGCCUCAGUCCAGCACACUUUCUCCAUAGAACACAGCUUGAUGUGUAAAUCCAUGGACUUUCUUCACAUGUGGAUCACUAGCCUGUAGUCCACAAUAUCUGAACAUUUUGAAAUUCAGGAUCACAGUAGCAGCAGAGAAAACAAAGCCAUUGUGGGAGGGUUCAUGAAUGCACAUCUUCAGUACCAGCUGGAUACUGAUAAAUAGAACAAUCAUCCCUACAUGGAGAAGAGUGAUAAUUCCUACAGGAAGCUGGUAGGGUCAGGGGAAAGCUUUGGCUGAUAUAGUGAUAGCAAUUGUAGCAGACUUCAGUGAGUGGACAGGACAUUGACAGGCUGACAACUCAAGAACAGAUGACAGAUUUCAUUUCCAUAGGCCUUAUCACCAUUUAGGUGAAGGGUAAGCUUGAGUCGUUUCAGCCCAAGGGAUAUAUUUACCCCCAGAAAACAAACAUUUGAGAACAAACAUAGCUAAGCACUGCUGUUAUGAUAUUACUGUAAAAUUUGCCAGGAAAACCUUGGCUGAACCAGUUGCUUGUUCUUGUUACACCCUUCAAAUGUAAACAAUUGCUAGUUCAGAAAAAAAACAAAACUGUGCUCUGUCUCUGUCUGAUUUCAGCACUGAAACAGAACAAAGUGUUUGACUUAACCAUGUUAAACUUAUUUAUUAGAAUAUGUGUGUGAGCCAAAUUCUCCUUUUAGUGAAACCAGUGUAAAUCCAGAAUCAUUCCACUGCAUAAGCAGGAAUGGUGUCCCUAGCCUCUGUUUACCAAGAGCUGGGAUUGGGUGACAGGGCAUGGAUCACUUGAUGAUAACCCGUCUGUUCAUU
Trachemys scripta elegans is the source of this 1700-nucleotide messenger RNA. Its product is annotated as C-type lectin domain family 2 member L-like. The record is from RefSeq and is a predicted model, not a curated record. Lineage: Eukaryota; Metazoa; Chordata; Testudines; Emydidae. The transcript is spliced from 5 exons. The coding region runs from base 61 to 903 and encodes 280 amino acids.